This is a messenger RNA of Caenorhabditis briggsae, 1668 nucleotides long. It is a transcript of the gene Cbr-nasp-2, whose product is annotated as Protein CBR-NASP-2. The transcript is spliced from 4 exons. Gene Ontology annotation, biological process: DNA replication-dependent chromatin assembly; CENP-A containing chromatin assembly. Gene Ontology annotation, molecular function: histone binding. NCBI's taxonomy places the organism in Eukaryota, Metazoa, Nematoda, Chromadorea, Rhabditida, Rhabditidae. Bases 1 to 1668 code for a protein of 555 amino acids. Gene Ontology annotation, cellular component: nucleoplasm. The record is from RefSeq and is a predicted model, not a curated record.
AUGAGCGCUCUUGCUGACACCACUAACACCAUCACCCAAGAGAAGGAGACUGUAGAGAAGGUCGCUACCGACUCUGUCGAGAAAGUCAACGAGACGGCCGCUGUCGUUGAAAACACUCCUGAAGUCGCUGCCAAGGCAUCGGAAGAGGUCGUUGCUGAACAAAAAGUUUCGGAAGCAGAAACCAAGAUUACUGAAGCUGUCGAUGAAGCCAAGGUCACUGUUGAAACUCUUGUUGAGACAGUGUCUGUUGAAACAACCGAUGGGACCAACACCGUUCAAACUACCACUGAGACCGUCACUGUUGAAGUUACCGAUGCGACGCCAAUGGAAGAGGCUGCUGAGGAGCUUUCUCCAGAAGAGAAGCAAAAGAAGUACACUGAGCAGCUCAUUGCUGGUCGCCGCUUCAUGAAGACUAACGUCUUCGACAAGGCUACGGAAGCUCUCAGUCUGGCUGCUGCUCUCGGAGCGGAAAUCUUCGGAGAAGCACAUGAGGAGACCUUCGAUGCCAACUUCUUGUACGGAAAGGCUCUUCUCGAACUUUCCAAGAUCGAAGACGAGGUUCUCACGAACGCUCUCACCGACAUGCCAAAGGGUGAGGAUGAGGUUCAAGAUGAUAUCGUCGAAAACCCGGACAAAGUUCCAGAGGAAGAGCGGGAGGAAAUCAAGCAACAGGUGGAGGAAGCUCUUGGUGUCGCCGCGGAAAAGCCAGAAACCAUCGAAGAAGAAAUGAUGGAGGCUACCGAAACGGAGAAGAAGGACGAGGAAACCGUCGAUGAAACGAAGGAGGAAGUGGCUGCUGCUGCUGAUUCCACCGAGACUGAGGAUGACGAGAUGGAAGCUGUUGAAGAAGAAGGUGCCGAAGAACAAGACCCAGAAGCCGAACAAGCGGAAGAUGGGGCCGAAGAUGACGAUGACGAAGAGCCAAUCAAGCUCGCUUGGGAGCUCCUUGAGACGUCACGCUGCAUCUGCGAGAAGAAGCUUAAGAGCCUUGAAGGCGAAGAGAAUGCCGAUGCUGUCAAGGUCUGGAAGCUGAACCAGGCUGACGUGCUCACUUCUCUCGGAGAGCAUGGAAUCGUCGAUUCUAAGUACGAACAAGCUCAAAAAGAUUUGGCCGAGGCUGUCGCCAUUCAAAGUGCUCUUCUCCCAGCGACUUCUCGCAUUCUUGCCAACACUACUCACCUUCUCGCAAAGUCUUUCAGCUUGGAUUCGAUCUUUGAGAAGGCUGCCACUCACUUCUGUGAAUCCAAGAAUAUUUUGAUUGCAAAGGUUGAGGAGUUGAAGAAGCAACUAGAGACCGUUGCCGAGAACGAGAAGAGCGAUAUUGAGGUUGAAAUCGAGGAACUCGAGGCUGUCAUUCCAGAACUUGAUGCUUUCGUUAUCGACGCACGUGCAUCUGCCGAGCAAACUGAGAAGCUCAAGGAGACUGUCAAGAAGGACCUUGAGGAAGUCGCUGCGAACAUCUCAAAGUUGAGCGGCGAGGAGACCAAAGACAUCACCAACAUGGUUCGUCGUCCAACCAAACGUCCAGCUUCCGAGGAACCAGCCGAGGUAUCCAAGAAGCGCAAGUCGGAGGAAGGAGCCGCCACUGUUCCAGACGAGAAGGCAAUGGAGACCACUGAGGAAUCCGAGUCAGCUACAACUCCAACUGCUCCAGUUGCUAGUGAAUAA